Messenger RNA from Entelurus aequoreus (snake pipefish), 4862 nucleotides. RefSeq names its product pantothenate kinase 2 (gene pank2). The record is from RefSeq and is a predicted model, not a curated record. Gene Ontology annotation, biological process: coenzyme A biosynthetic process. The transcript has 5 exons. NCBI's taxonomy places the organism in Eukaryota, Metazoa, Chordata, Actinopteri, Syngnathiformes, Syngnathidae. Gene Ontology annotation, molecular function: pantothenate kinase activity; ATP binding. Gene Ontology annotation, cellular component: nucleus; cytosol. Bases 1 to 747 code for a protein of 248 amino acids.
AUGUAUUUUCUUCAGAUGGCCGACCUGCAACUCAGCAAGCUGGACGAGCUGGACUGUCUGAUCCGCGGCGUGCUCUACAUCGACGCGGUGGUGUCCAGCGGCCCGUCCGAGUGCUACUACUUCGAGAACCCCGCCGAGCCGGAGGGCUGCGUCCAGAGGCCGUACACCCUGGAGAACCCUUACCCCCUGCUGCUGGUCAACAUCGGCUCCGGCGUCAGCAUCCUGGCCGUCUACUCUGAGAGCGACUACAAGCGUGUCACCGGGACCAGCCUUGGGGGAGGAACCUUCCUGGGUCUGUGCUGCCUCUUGACGGGAUGCUCCACCUUUGAGGAAGCUCUGCAAAUGGCGUCGCAGGGCGAGAGCACCCGCGUGGACAAGCUGGUGCGGGACAUCUACGGAGGAGACUACGAACGCUUUGGACUGCCAGGAUGGGCGGUGGCCUCCAGUUUCGGCAACAUGAUGUCCAAAGACAAGCGGGAGUCCGUGUCCAAGGAGGACCUGGCCCGAGCGACGCUGGUCACCAUCACCAACAACAUCGGCUCCAUCACCAGGAUGUGCGCGCUCAACGAGAACAUCGAGCGCGUGGUGUUUGUGGGGAACUUCCUGAGAGUCAACACGCUCUCCAUGAAGCUGCUGGCCUACGCCAUGGACUACUGGUCCAAAGGUCAACUCAAGGCUCUCUUCCUGCGCCACGAGGGUUACUUUGGAGCCGUGGGAGCACUUCUGGAGCUGCUGCAUCCGUCCUGAGGCAUCUGGAAGAAGGUCCUCCAACCAGCACUUUACUCCUUAUGGUCCACAGUCAUGAGGGAAAAGGUGACCCACGUCCCGCUCCCUGGCAGGGGUGUCCAAACGUUUCCCAGCCAGAAGCACGAGGUCCACGUUGAUGCAAUUUGUAUAUUAAAGAUGCUAAAAGGAAUCCACUGUAGGUGGAAAUAUGCUAAGUUAUUACAGGUGGCAAUGCACAUGAAUGUAAUAUCAUGGCGCUAAUCAUUCAUUAGAUUUUUACCCAAACUUGUCUCACUCGUUAGUGCUGCAUAAUUAUAGUUUUUAACAUGUUAUUAAUCAUAACUACUAUGUCAACAUCUCCCCAAACCUGUCCUAUACGUUUGUGCUGCAAAAAAAGCUAAACUAUUAUAGUUAUAAUAAUAAUAAUAAGAGAUUUUAUUUGUAAAAAUCACUUUACAUUGAGCAAACAACCUCAAAGUGCUACAGUGUAUAAAAAAAAUAAAAAUAAAAACUAGAACAGCCUUAUAGCUAGAACUAGUAUGCAUAUAUCUAAAAAAAAAAGUUUUUUUUAAAAAGAAGGGUUUUUAAGCCUUUUUUUUUUUUUUUUUUUUUUUUUUUAAGCAUCCACAGUCUGUGGUGCCCUCAGGUGGUCAGGGAGAGCAUUCCACGGACUGUUAAAUUUGUAUUCAUAACCAACUCCAUAAAACAUUGAAUGACUUAAAAACUAUAAUAGUUUGACCAAAAAUGUUGGCAGCACAAAGUUGUGAUUGCUACCACAAUAAUUACACAUUAGUACCGUAAAAUAGUAACCUAAAAAAAGUAAAAGCACAAAUGGAAAAAAUUUUGCAGCACAAACGAAUGGGAUAAGAAGAUUUAAAAAAAUGUUAACUUAAAAACCGUAACGGCAAAAAAGAAGUUUUUUCCAGCACAAAUGAAUAGGACAAGUUGGGGAGUUAUUGGCAUAGUAGGUGUCUAGUUAUGAUUAAUACCACGUUAAUUACACGUUAAUACCAUAAAACGUUAACUUAAAAACCGUAAAAGUGCAAAUGAAAAUUUUUGCAGCACAAACGAAUGGGAUAGGACAUUUUUGACAUAAGGUCUAGUCAUGCUAUUAACAUGUUGAGCAUUGAGCAAAUUGAACUUUGAGCAAACGACUUAAAAGUGCUACAAUGUAUUUAAAAAAAAAAUAAAAAGAUAAUAAAAAUAAAAACUACAACAGCCUAAUAGGUAGAACUAGUAUGCAUAUAUCUAAAAAUAAAUAAAGUUAAAAAUUUUUUUAAAAAAAGGGGUUUUAAGCCUUUUUUAAAAGCAUCCACAGUCUGUGGUGCCCUCAGGUGGUCAGGGAGAGCGUUCCACAGACUGUUAAAUUUGUAUUCAUAACCAGCUCCAUAAAACAUUUAAUAACUUAAAAACUACAAUAGUUUGACCAAAAAUUAUAAAAAAAAGUUAUGAUUGCUACCACAAUAAUUACCGUUAAAUAGUAACUUAAAAAAAGUUCAAGCACAAAUGGAAACAUUUUGUAGCACAAACGAAUGGGACAAGUUUGGGGAGAAUUUGACAUAGUUAGGGUCGAUUUAUGAUUAAUGACACGUCAAGUUCAUGUUAAUAAUUUAAAAACUAUAAUAGUUAGACCAAAAAUUUUGCAGCAUAAAUAAACAGGACAAGUUUGGGGAGAUUUACAACGUUAGGGUUUAUUUAUGAUUAAUAACACGUUAAUAACUUAAAAACUAUAAUAGUUAGACCCAAAAAUUUAGCAGCAUAAAUAAAUAGGACAAUUUUGGGGAGAUUUUGACAUAGUUAGGGUCAAGUUAUGAUUAAUAACCCGUCAAGUACAUGUUAAUAAUUUAAAAACUAUAGUAGCUAGACCAAAACAUUUUGCAGCAUAAAUAAAUAGAACAAGUUUGGGGAGAUUUUGACAUAGGGUCGAUUUAUGAUUAAUAACACGUCAAGUAGAUGCUAAUAAUUUAAAAACUAUAAUAAUUAGACCAAAACAUUUUGCAGCAUAAAUAAAUAGGACAAGUUUGGGGAGAUUUUGACAUAGUUAGGGUCGAUUUAUGAUUAAUAACACGUCAAGUACAUGCUAAUAAUUUAAAAACUAUAAUAAUUAGACCAAAACAUUUUGCAGCAUAAAUAAACAGGACACGUUUGGGGAGAUUUUGACAUAGUUAGGGUCGAUUUAUGAUUAAUAACACGUCAAGUACAUGUUAAUAAUUUAAAAACUAUAAUAAUUAGACCAAAACAUUUUGCAGCAUAAAUAAACAGGACAAGUUUGGGGAGAUUUACAACGUUAGGGUUUAUUUAUGAUUAAUAACACGUUAAUAACUUAAAAACUAUAAUAGUUAGACCCAAAAAUUUAGCAGCAUAAAUAAAUAGGACAAUUUUGGGGAGAUUUUGACAUAGUUUGGGUCAAGUUAUGAUUAAUAACCCGCCAAGUACAUGUUAAUAAUUUAAAAACUAUAAUAGCUAGACCAAAACAUUUUGCAGCAUAAAUAAAUAGGACAAGUUUGGGGAGAUUUUGACAUAGUUAGGGUCGAUUUAUGAUUAAUAACACGUCAAGUACAUGCUAAUAAUUUAAAAACUUUAAUAAUCAGACCAAAACAUUUUGCAGCAUAAAUAAAUAGGUCAAGUUUGGGGAGAUUUACAACGUUAGGGUUUAUUUAUGUUUAAUAACACGUUAAUAACUUAAAAACUAUAAUAGUUAGACCCAAAAAUUUAGCAGCAUAAAUAAAUAGGACAAUUUUGGGGAGAUUUUGACAUAGUUAGGGUCAAGUUAUGAUUAAUAACCCGUCAAGUACAUGCUAAUAAUUUAAAAACUAUAAUAAUUAGACCAAAACAUUUUGCAGCAUAAAUAAAUAGGACAAGUUUGGGGAGAUUUUGACAUAGUUAGGGUCGAUUUAUGAUUAAUAACACGUCAAGUACAUGCUAAUAAUUUAAAAACUAUAAUAAUUAGACCAAAACAUUUUGCAGCAUAAAUAAAUAGAACAAGUUUGGGGAGAUUUUGACAUAGGGUCGAUUUAUGAUUAAUAACACGUCAAGUACAUGCUAAUAAUUUAAAAACUAUAAUAAUUAGACCAAAACAUUUUGCAGCAUAAAUAAAUAGGACACGUUUGGGGAGAUUUUGACAUAGUUAGGGUCGAUUUAUGAUUAAUAACACGUCAAGUACAUGCUAAUAAUUUAAAAACUAUAAUAAUUAGACCAAAACAUUUUGCAGCAUAAAUAAAUAGAACAAGUUUGGGGAGAUUUUGACAUAGUUAGGGUCGAUUUAUGAUUAAUAACACGUCAAGUACAUGCUAAUAAUUUAAAAACUAUAAUAAUUAGACCAAAACAUUUUGCAGUAUAAAUAAAUAGAACAAGUUUGGGGAGAUUUUGACAUAGUUAGGGUCGAUUUAUGAUUAAUAACACGUCAAGUACAUGCUAAUAAUUUAAAAAGUAUAAUAAUUAGACCAAAACAUUUUGCAGCAUAAAUAAAUAGGACACGUUUGGGGAGAUUUUGACAUAGUUAAGGUCGAUUUAUGAUUGAUAAAACAUUAAUAACUUAAAAACUACAAUAGUUAGACCAAACACUUUUGCAGCAUGAAUGAUUAGGACAAGUUUGUGGGGCCAACUUGACCCAGGUGCACUUUGGACACCCCUGGUCUGGUCCUUGAUUGACAACAGUCAUCACGAUGAAGUGUAGCAAACAAAGGUCAGCCAUGACACUUCCUCCUCCCAAAUAAGACAAAGGACACAGAACAGGAUCACCCAAAAGAAGUCCACCAGACACUGGAUUUGUGUUCUCGCCGGGACACGAGCGCCAUGAGGUUUUAUGUUACUGCGGUCGCCACGGUUACGGCAUCUCGAUGUUUACCAAGUCGCUGCUGCGUCUUUUCUCAACCGGUCUUUUUUUGUGUCUUUUAUGGACUGGUUAGGCACAUUUAACGGUAAGCACACACACACACGUGUCGGUUUUAUGGACACGCAUUGUCCCGUUAACUCCAUUUUCAUCUUCUAAUGUUAAGUGCCUGCCUGAUGCUUUCACGUUAUUUGCAGCGACAAUCACAUUUUUUUACUGUGACUUUUAAAAGACAAAAGCUCUUAUUUCUAGUUCAGAUUUGGCACUGAAAUGCCAUUAUUUCCUAAUAAAUGUUCCGACUUUU